AUGAGAUUUCAAAUUAAUCCAACUCCUCGUACAUUUAUUCUUCCCAAAUUGUAUCUUUCAGUUGACAGAACGCCACCUGUUGCCACAUGCCCUGCGGAUAUCCUGCGGGAGGUUGGAUUAGGACAAACAAGUAUUCAAGUCUUCUUUACUGCACCUACUGCAAUAGACAACAGUGGACAAGUCCCGACAAUUACUUCUCAAUCUCAUUCAACAACAGAUUUCUUUGUCCCUGGUAACACCCAAGUUACCUGGACCUUUGCUGAUGCCAAUGGAAAUCAAGAUUCUUGCAGCUUUAACGUCACUAUUACACAAGUUGACAGAACGCCACCUGUUGCCACAUGCCCUGCGGAUAUCCUGCGGGAGGUUGGAUUAGGACAAAUACGUAUUCAAGUCUUCUUUACUGCACCUACUGCAAUAGACAACAGUGGACAAGUCCCGACAAUUACUUCUCAAUCUCAUUCAACAACAGAUUUCUUUGUCCCUGGUAACACCCAAGUUACCUGGACCUUUGCUGAUGCCAAUGGAAAUCAAGAUUCUUGCAGCUUUAACGUCACUAUUACACAAGUUGACAGAACGCCACCUGUUGCCACAUGCCCAGCGGAUAUCCUGCGGAAGGUUGGAUUAAGUCAAACAAGGAGUCAAGUCUUCUUUACUGCACCUACUGCAAUAGACAACAGUGGACAAGUCCCAACAAUUACUUCUCAAUCUCAUUCAACAACAGAUUUCUUUGACCUUGGUAUCACUCAAGUUACCUGGACCUUUGCUGAUGCCAAUGGAAAUCAAGAUUCUUGCAGCUUUACUGUCAUUAUUAUUGUACAAGUUGACGGAACGUCACUUGUUGCCAUUUGCCCUGCGGAUACACAGUUGGAGGUUGGACCAAGUGGAACGAGUAGACAAGUCUUCUUUAUUGAACCUACUGCAACAGGCAACAGUGGAUUAGUCCCGACAGUGGUUUCUCAGAGUCAUACACCAGGUGAUUUCUUUACCCUUGGUACCACCCAAGUUACCUACACCUUUGCUGAUGGCAGUGGAAACCAAGAUUCUUGCAGCUUUAACGUCAUUAUUACACAAGUUGAUAGAACGCCACCUGUUCCCUCAUGCCCUGCUGAUACACGGUUGGAGGUUGGACCAAGUGGAACGAGUAGACAAGUCUUCUUUACUGCACCUAAUGCAACAGACAACAGUGGAGUAGUCCCGACAGUGGUUUCUCAGAGUCAUACACCAGGUGAUUUCUUUACCCUUGGUACCACCCGAGUUACCUACACCUUUGCUGAUGUCAGUGAAAACUCAGAUUCUUGCAGCUUUAACGUCAUUAUUACACAAGAAUGUCCUAACGUCACGAUGGAAACUGAAUUCGGACAGGCCAGACUUCCGAUGACUGAAGUUGGAAUCAUUAUCGACUCGGAAGAACUGUGCCCAGAGGAAGGUUCUGAAGGCCCUGUGGCACCAAUUAUUAGAGCUGUUUGCCAAGUUUCUAGUAACGGCACAACUUAUUGGAACGCCAGUAUGAGAUGUCAAGAUGAUAUCACUCGACGAUUAAUGGGAAUAUUGAUGGCAAGUUACACCAUGAUUACUUCAAAUGCUCUUACAGAUAUGAACAGGUAUACCGUGGUGGUUUGUAUUAAUGUGUGAAUGAAUGGCAACUAAGCACAACAGAGGU
Molecule: messenger RNA, 1660 nt
Organism: Strongylocentrotus purpuratus (purple sea urchin)
Lineage: Eukaryota; Metazoa; Echinodermata; Echinoidea; Camarodonta; Strongylocentrotidae
Product: hyalin-like
Exons: 7
Coding region: 1-1632 (543 amino acids)
Source: RefSeq, a predicted model, not a curated record